This is a messenger RNA of Ostertagia ostertagi, 948 nucleotides long. Lineage: Eukaryota; Metazoa; Nematoda; Chromadorea; Rhabditida; Trichostrongylidae. The record is from the annotation of a GenBank genome assembly.
AUGGCAACCCGUGCCUUACAUCUUGAACUUGUCCGCAAUAAUACCGCUCAUGAGUUUUUACUCGCCUUUCGUCGCUUCAUCGCUAGGAGAGGAACUCCAGAUCUUCUCAUUAGCGAUAAUGCGUCGACAUUCAAGUUAGGGCGAGAUGUUAUCGCUAACGAACUUCUUCGGUUCGCAGACGAUACGGCCGUAACGGACUUUACUACGAAGAACAGCCUCCAUUGGGACUUCAUCACUCCACUUUCACCGUGGAAGGGAGGAUUCUAUGAGAGACUGGUCGGCGUAGUGAAGAACGCUUUGGCCAAAACGGUCCGCACCAAUGUGCCGGACAUUCGUCUUUUCGAGACCCUAAUCGUCGAGAUCGAAGCUACGCUUAACACACGCCCUCUGACGUCGUUAAGCGCUGCAUCCUCCGUGCAGUUUAAUACGCUUCGACCUAUCGACCUUAUUAGUCCUCAUUUUCAUAUAGGACAUUUUACCGCUCACGCACGCGAAUCACCUUUUUUCGUCUACGAUCUUUCUGAUUCGCAGGCGAAAGAGGCGCUUCGCGAGAAUCAUGAUAUGCUGGUUACCGCACUUGACCACUUCUGGAAGCUUUGGCGUGAGGACUACCUUCAGUCACUCGCCCAACGCCAACAGAAACUGGCCAAGAAUUCGAACGGAUCACGGCUACAGCCAGCCGUUGGAGACCUUGUAAUCGUCAAGACGGAAGACACGCCGAGAGCCCAUUGGCCUCUCGCCGUUGUCACACGCCUUCACGUUUCCAAGGACAGCUCCAUCAGGUCCGUCCAAAUUCGUACCGCAAAAAACACCCUCGUGGAUCGCUCGGUUAAUCAUCUUGUUCCUCUUGAGAUCCACGUCCCUGUAGAAACUGUUGUACCAAAAUCCCCUCCGUUACCGCCUAAAAUACAGCCUCCUAGGAAGGCAAAACGAGCAAGACAUUUUUAG